CCACCGAAAGUGCUGACACCAUGUGUACAGGGAAGUGCGCAAAGUGCAUUGGGGUGAUGCUGUACCCUCUGGCACUUGCCUGUAUCGUGUGCAACAUUCUGCUCUUCUUCCCCGACUGGAAAACCGGAUUUGCAGAGCAGGACAUGAAGGGGGAAGAAGACCGGAUCACGAAGGAGGUCAAGUACAUGGGAGGGGUCGUUGGAGGGGGCAUCAUGGUGUUGGUCCCUGCCAUCCACAUCCACCUUACCGGCAAGCAGGGCUGCUGUGCCAACCGCUGUGGGAUGUUCUUGUCCAUUGGGUUUUCCGCCAUGGGGGUUGUGGGCGCCCUCUACAGCUUCAUCGUGUCCAUUCUUGGUCUGGUCAAUGGGCCCACCUGCUUGUACAGAUCUGAAGAGCUUUUGAUCCCGCUGUGGGGGACACCGUUUGCAAACAACAAUGGGAGCUACCUGGCUGACCCAGACUCCUGGAACCGCUGCCUGGUGCCCAAGAACGUGGUGGAGUUCAACGUCAUCCUGUUCUCCAUCCUGCUGGUGGCCAGUGGCCUGGAGCUCCUGCUCUGCAGCUUCCAGAUGGUCAAUGGGCUGUUCGGCUGCAUCUGCGGUACCUGCAACAGCAAGGGGCAGUCAGCAUAACCUCAGCUGCUGUGGUCUGAGCAGAGAACCAAGAUCACUCCAAU
Messenger RNA from Megalops cyprinoides (Indo-Pacific tarpon), 676 nucleotides. RefSeq lists its product as uncharacterized. Gene Ontology annotation, cellular component: membrane. The record is from RefSeq and is a predicted model, not a curated record. The transcript is spliced from 5 exons. NCBI's taxonomy places the organism in Eukaryota, Metazoa, Chordata, Actinopteri, Elopiformes, Megalopidae. Bases 21 to 632 code for a protein of 203 amino acids.